UAGUUGGUAUUCGAUGAAGUUGUUUCGACGUGAAUAAUUAAGAAAAAUGAACGUUGUUGCAAAAUCGACAAAUUUCUUACCACUUUUAAAAUCGACAUCUGUCAUUUCAAAUGGAAUGCAACCAGUAACCGGAAGGGGUAUUGUAGAAAAAACAAAAAUUAUUACUAAAUCUGACGUCAAGCGAAUUCUCGUUCAAAGUUUGCAUGAAUCUCUUAUUACAGGAGCUCUACGAGUGAGUUCAGGAAUUGGAGCCAGUUUAUUAGCAACGCAGAGGAGGUUAGCACAUUCUGAUAUUCAAUGGCCAGAUUUUAGUGAUUAUCGUCAUGAAGCUGUACAAGAUCCAAAAAGUAAAAGUAAAGAAAAUUCAAGUAACCGCAAAUCAUUUGCAUAUCUUAUGACAGCUGCAACUGGAGUUACUGGUGCUUAUAUAGCAAAAUCAGCCAUAUAUGACUUAGUAGCUACAUUUAGUGCUUCAGCUGAUGUACUUGCAUUAGCAAAAAUUGAAAUAAAACUUGAUGCUAUUCCUGAAGGAAAAAGUGCUGUCUUUAAAUGGCGAGGAAAACCUAUAUUUGUACGACACAGGACAAAAAAAGAAAUUGAAAAAGAGGCAGGAGUUGAUAUUAAGACUCUUAGAGAUCCAGAAGUAGAUUUAGAUCGUGUAAAGCAGCCACAAUGGCUGAUUGUUUUGGGUGUAUGUACACAUUUAGGAUGUGUUCCAAUUGCAAAUGCAGGUGAUUUUGGUGGUUAUUAUUGUCCUUGCCAUGGAUCUCAUUAUGAUGCCAGUGGCAGGAUUAGAAAAGGACCAGCUCCAUUAAAUUUGGAAAUACCACCUUAUAACUUUAUCGAUGAUAGUACAGUAGUUAUUGGUUAAUAUAUUAAAAUAUGUAGUGAAAUGAUAAAUGUAAUUUAUAUCAAAUUGUUUUACAAAAUUCGAUUUUUAUUUGUAAAUUUUUUCCUAGAACUAUUACUAUGUUGAAAUAAAUGAAAUAUAA
Apis laboriosa (Himalayan honeybee) is the source of this 992-nucleotide messenger RNA. It is a transcript of the gene RFeSP, whose product is annotated as cytochrome b-c1 complex subunit Rieske, mitochondrial. The record is from RefSeq and is a predicted model, not a curated record. Gene Ontology annotation, molecular function: 2 iron, 2 sulfur cluster binding; quinol-cytochrome-c reductase activity. The coding region runs from base 47 to 871 and encodes 274 amino acids. Gene Ontology annotation, cellular component: membrane. NCBI's taxonomy places the organism in Eukaryota, Metazoa, Arthropoda, Insecta, Hymenoptera, Apidae. The transcript is spliced from 4 exons. Gene Ontology annotation, biological process: mitochondrial electron transport, ubiquinol to cytochrome c.